Messenger RNA from Kickxella alabastrina, 2312 nucleotides. RefSeq names its product ferric reductase NAD binding domain-containing protein. Gene Ontology annotation, molecular function: superoxide-generating NAD(P)H oxidase activity. Gene Ontology annotation, biological process: defense response; superoxide anion generation. The transcript has a single exon. The coding region runs from base 213 to 2090 and encodes 625 amino acids. The record is from RefSeq and is a predicted model, not a curated record. Gene Ontology annotation, cellular component: NADPH oxidase complex; plasma membrane. Lineage: Eukaryota; Fungi; Kickxellomycota; Kickxellomycetes; Kickxellales; Kickxellaceae.
UUCUCUUAUAUUGUUGACACAGCCUUUUCUGUCUGUUUUAAAAAUUAAACUUUCACUUUUAUAUUUAUAUUUAUAUUGAUCUUUAUUUUCAGUACCCUAUACAGCACCAAAAUAAUUUACCGCCAUAUAUUGAGCGCUCUGUAUUCAUUUAAUUAGCAUUACCAUACCCCUUUUCACUUUAACGCACUCUAACCCACUUUUGCACAUAAAUAAUGGCCUCUCGCAACUAUGCAUCACACCACAUGGCCAGCAAAUACGCCUCACAGCUAGCCAACAGCCGUGCAUUUGAAGGCCAACCCAUAUACACACCCGAAACGAAAAGCUCGUCAGCAUGGUCCUUGUACUUGCAAAGAAUAACGCCACAGCGAGUGGUGUUUGUGACGUUCUGGCUUGCCGUUCAGGUAUUAAUCAUAUCUAUUCGUACUAUCAAGGGAAAAAAUGCUGGCGACACACUGACUGGAUUCAACAGGGGAAUGAUGUCGGUUAUAAUGUUUAACUUUUCAUCGAUAUUCUUAUUCAAAUCCCCGACGCUGCUCACAUUUUUGCGAAAAACCUUUCUCGCGCGCGUGUUUGUAUUCGAGAAAAGCGCCCACGCUCACAAAUUUGCCGGGUACAUCAUGACAGCCGCGAUCAUCGUCCACGUGUCUAUUCAAUACUACAAGUUCCACAAAAUAGAAGUCACCAGCAAGGGCAAAACGACCUUUCUCAUGCUUUCAUUCCACAAAAAGACUGGUAUUAUUGGUCACUCCAUGUUGUUCAUUAUAACAGUGAUGUUGGCCAGUGCCAUUCCUCCAGUUCGCCGAAAGAUGUUUGAGGUGUUCUACCUCUUGCACCAUCUGUAUAUUGUCAUUAUCAUUUUGCUCUUCCAGCACAUUGCAGUCAGCACGUUCAAGUACUACAUUGCAGUCCCGGGCAGCAUAUACGCGCUUGAUCGCCUCUACCGCUUUCUCCGCUCGCGCACCAACCACCCUGAAAUUAUCAGCGUCAUUCAGCACCCAUCCAACGUUAUCGAGCUACGAUUUGCUAAGCACGGAAUGAAAGUAAAGGCAGGCCAGUUUAUCUAUCUCAAUGUUCCGUCACUUGCCUGGUUCCAGUGGCAUCCGUUCACUCUAACUAGUGCGCCAGAAGAAGACCAGCUGUCAGUGCACAUAUCCGUAGCUGGAGACUGGACUCGCAAGCUCGUCAAGGCUUUCCGCGAGCGCGCAACUCGGCUGCCAAAACGGUUGGAAAUUAUUCACCACUCGGUGCCAAUUCCGGCUCGUGUCCAUCAGAACGACGCACAAGAUUUCGACUUCCAGCAUUCAUACUCAGUGCCCACCACUAGCAAAGGCUCAUAUCACAACCGUACGCAACAGCACCGCAGUGGUUUUGGCCAGGGACUCGUUCAAAAUGGGAUACUGCAAGCGGACAUGUUGCCCGAGCUGGACUACUACGCAUCGGCGUCAAACUCGCGCAACAUAGACGAAGUGUUAAACCGCAACAAAAUGCUGCCAGCUGCGCCGUCUAUUUUCCAAGGUAUGCCAACAAUUAUGGUCGAUGGUCCGUACGGGGCGCCGACGCAGCAUGUUUUUGACUACGAAUACUCUGUCCUGAUUGCCAAUGGAAUAGGCUUGACACCCAUGAGUUCAAUUCUCAGGAGUCUUUACUAUCAGCUUACAAGUCAGUUGCACCAGCGCAAAGUCAAAAAGAUGUACUUUUUGUGGGUCUGCCGUGAUACAAGGUCGCUCGAGUGGUUCAGGGACCUUCUCGCUGCACUGGAUGAGGAGGAUAUCGGUGAUGUUCUUGAAAUACGCACGUACCUGACUGGACCUCUGUCUCUUAACCACAUCUGCAACAUUACGCUCAAUCAAAGUUCUAAUGGACCAGAUGCUAUCACUGGGCUGUACCGCAGCCCGACGUACUACGGAAGACCCAAUUUCGACAAAAUCUUUGAAGAAAUUGGUAUGCGCAAUCCAAACACCGAUAUUGGACUGUUUGUUUGCGGCUCCAAGUCGCUGUCGUCCACCGUAAAGGAUGUCACAAUAAGAUGGAAUCGCGAGCUCAGCCAUCGCAGUACUCGGUUUGUCUACCACAGCGAGACAUCCACUUGAAUACAAGGUUUUUUAGUUUCAACAAAUAGUUAUUUUUGGGCACUGCGCUUGUUUCAUUUGAUAAAUGUAAUUCCGGGUAUUUAAUUUACACCAGGUUGGUUUGCGGAUACUAUUUUUGAAAAAACAACUGAGAGCGGCGAAAGAAAAUACCAACGACUACAUUUCUAAUUUGUUUUUUGUUGCUCGUAUCCGUCGGAACGUCGAAUUUUGUCACUUUAAAAA